UGUUUGAACGCAGAGCCAUGUGACUGCAUAAGUUUGUUCUGUAUUUAACUUCCUUGAUGAAUUUAUAUAACACGGCGCGUCUCUGCGUGUGAGUGCACACCCGUCCAGAAUGGCUGCCGCUGUGUCGUUGUUGAUCUUCGUCCUUGCUUUGUGGGUCCAGCCUUCGAUUCAAUGGAGGGGACACCACUGUCCUCAUGCCGUGGUUCACUAUGAAACCCGGAGAGGACACUGUACAGCACGUUGUUGGUGGUGGAGGUGUUGUGGCCAUGCAUCUGUAACUGUAGCCGUUUAUACCUCGCGUUAUAAGUGCUGUGCCGGGUGGACCGACUACAAUGGAAACCAAAACUGCAACAGACCAAUCUGUUACCCGCAGUGUGCUAACGGUGGGACCUGCACGUCUCCAGGAAGAUGUACAUGCAGGCCCGGAUAUUAUGGAGCGACAUGCACUGGAUUCGAUUGUAACCGUGAACGGCCCUGCUACCCUGGAGACUGUCAACGCAACGGUUUGAGCGUGGUGUGCAACUGCAUGCGUGACUUCAGUAAUCAAUAUUGUAAUCACCUGGAUGAUAACCAAACGCCGGAGGUCACACAGAUGACGGCACAGUUUUCCUACUGGGGAUAUGACGGUGAUACAAAGAGAGAGAUCUUUGGAUUUAUAGCGGAUGCAACAGGCAAGACAGAGGAGGUCAAAGUGUGGACAAACCGCCAAAAACUCAACAAGCUGAACGUGACUGCUGGGGCUAUGUUUAAAGGCCCAGAUCUACUAUACCCCCCUAACUACAUCAGGGAUGCCAAGACGGGGAUUGCCAGAGCCUAUUUCAAGCUGAGUGGACCCACUUUAGGAUCUGAAGACGAUGAGUUUCCAUGUGAUGAAGCCGUUGACCCCGAGAAUCCGAAGGAGAUGGUCCAAUGCUCUUUUACGAAAAAUGAUAUCUCCCGUUUGAAUGAGGGCGAGAGGUUAAAGUUGACCUUCCACGUUUCAAGUGGUGGCUAUCGAAGACUGACCGGAUUAAGCGCUUCAGCCACGCAGCACUAUACCGGCACUCAGGCUACCAGCACUGUAUCUUUCCACCUUGACAUGACUAAACCUGUGUACAACGACCCCAAUGAUGCCUUUCAGGUUCACCCAGAAUUCACAAAACAACCAAUCAACAUAAAAUGGGAUGGUUGGAGAGAUUUACAAUCUGGAUUGGACAAGUACACAUGGGAAGCCUUCAAACUUGAACCCAGUCCGAACGGAAGCUUGAUGGAAGUUGACAAGUUGAGACCUGUUGUUCACAGACAAGUUGACCACACCGAUCCAAUUUCCUAUCCUCUUCCCUAUGCCCCAGACAGACCAGGGAUGUAUUCCUUCGUCCUUGAAGCAGCCGACAAGGCCAAUAACUCUGUAUACAUGAGAAGGUUUGCUCUAUACGACAAGGAGUCAUCUGUUACGACUGAUCCAGACCAUGCCCUGUACAUAUCAUCAGCAGUGCAAGACCAUGGCUUCCAGUGGAUGACCGAUGCCUCCACGCCACUAGUCACCAACUGGCAAGAUCAUUUUCUGAACUACGUCCAUGAAAGUGGUAAAUUCCUGAACAGCAUCCUCCCCUUCCGUGUGAAGGUUGUAGAAGACCCACCCAUCUACAAGGAAGUACCUCAUACAAAUGAUGAUCAUUAUGGCAGAAGAACCAGAGCGGCUAUCCCCAAUGUACGUGGCAUUGUGAGGUUUGAGUGGACGCAUGCCGUCAACAAGAGUGGAGGCAGACCGCUUCACACACCAGUAAACUGGAAUGAUAUCUCCGGUCUGAACACAACAAAGCAGUCAACAGUUGCUGGUGUAACAAGCGGAACCACAGUUACUGUGUGGGUAAGAGCCCGGGACAUCCUUGACAACAGGAAAGUCGACUCGACAAGUGUAACCUACGACUUCACCGAACCACAGUUCACUUUGAUGGCAUUCCACAAAAAUGAAAAAUCCAACAUUCCCUUCAGUUCCGGUUUAACGGUGACCGCACACGAUGCAGAGAGUGGGCUCGACCAUCUUGAGGUCAAGGUCUUCAAUACAGAAGAUGGCAGCCUUCUGAGAACAAACAAUGUAUCCAUUCCAUCUAUCCACCCGCUUUACUGCACAGACAGGGUACACGACUGCUACUGCCCCAACGCCCUGAACGUGUGUUACAAACGGAUCAACAAAGUCUACAUCAGCAACUGCUGGCUGAUGGUGGCCGAGAACGCCCUAGCGACUGCCCAGGUUCGGCUGCAGGUGCGCGUUGUCAACAGGGCGGGGCUGAAGAGCUCCACAUAUGAGGAACAGGUGGUAACGAAGCUGUUGGAACUAAACGGUACCACGACCUACUUACCACCCUCAAACCUGAGAACCAAACGAUUGUCUUCAACAUCUAUCCGUGUUAUGUGGGACCACGCCCCUGCUUGCCACGAACGCACAGUUAUACUGGUCAGCUACCAGUCGGAUUCAGGGCCAGUCCAUGAGGUCUCCGUGCCCAAAGAUGACACAUCAUAUGACCUCACUGGCCUUGACCCCGACAAAAAAUACAAGGUUAUGGUGUCAGCGGGCUACGGGGCACAACGCAGUGAAGACAACGUGAAUGUCGUCGCGAAAUGUAAGUACACAUCUACCGUCAGUUGCUGGUGAUUUCAAGCCCGUUUU
Molecule: messenger RNA, 2650 nt
Organism: Haliotis rubra (blacklip abalone)
Lineage: Eukaryota; Metazoa; Mollusca; Gastropoda; Lepetellida; Haliotidae
Exons: 14
Coding region: 110-2635 (841 amino acids)
Biological process (GO): anatomical structure development
Cellular component (GO): extracellular region; cell surface
Molecular function (GO): signaling receptor binding
Source: RefSeq, a predicted model, not a curated record